CGGGGCAUGGCGUAGUGCAACACAAGCUUCAUCUCAUCGAGAGCUCGGGCACACACUUCGGAGCAGUAGCAGCUCAGGGCUGUAGUUGUUGGUAUGGACCACGGAGAGAGAAGGGCGGGGCACAGGCCAGCGGCCAAGUCCUGGCGCGACGGCGUCGCCGCGGGGGGAGCUCAGCCGCCGCCGCCCAAGGUCUACCGCGUGGAGCCCAGGGACUUCCGGGAGCUGGUGCAGAGGCUAACGGGCGCCGAGACGGCGGCGCCGGCGCCGGCCAUGGGCACGCGGCAGAGGGUGACGCUCACGACAGCUGCGGCGGCGGACAACGGGCGCAUGGAGGAGGUGGCCGCGGCAGAGCAGUUGGACUACGCGUCGUGGUUCUCCGCGCCGCUGUUCAGCCCGGCGUACGCGCCGACCGGCUUCGAUGGCCACCACGGGAAUGGCGCUUUACUGUAGGACUGGAAAAACAGAGUCGCUUGAAUGUAAAAUGGAGCCAGAUUUUGCAGCUCGAUUGCUCUCUUCGUGUUGCUAUCU
Messenger RNA from Phragmites australis (common reed), 528 nucleotides. RefSeq lists its product as uncharacterized. NCBI's taxonomy places the organism in Eukaryota, Viridiplantae, Streptophyta, Magnoliopsida, Poales, Poaceae. The coding region runs from base 94 to 450 and encodes 118 amino acids. The record is from RefSeq and is a predicted model, not a curated record. The transcript has a single exon.